AAGGUGAGAGGUGAAUUGGCCUAGCCAAAUUUUGGCAGUAGGAGAAGCACUAUAAAAUCGCGGCUGAUUUCGUCCAUCCACAUCAGUCUUCUCUGCCGAACAGUAGUAGCUGCGCACAUCUGCCUUCAACAUGAAAACAAUCAUCGCUCUCUGCGCUCUCGUGGCCGUCGCUUUCGCGGCACCUGCCCAAGAUAACAGCCAGACCGUGGUCGUGAAGGAGACUCCUCUGGACAACAUCGGCAUCGACGGCUACCAGUUCGGUUACGAGCUGUCGAACGGCGAGAGCCGCCAGGAGACCGCUCAGCUGGUGAACGCCGGUACUGAGGACGCCAGCAUCGCCGUGCGCGGUAGCUUCAGCUACGUCGACCCGGCCACCAACGUCAGGUACACCGUCAACUACGUCGCCGACGAGAACGGAUUCCGUCCCGAGGGAGAGCACCUGCCGACCGUUUGAUGCCCUGAUUUAGCGACUCCUCAGCUGUAAAUAGCGCCGCCUCUCUUGUCCGCAUUCUCGAGUCCUCCUGCGAUCGCGGCUAUAUCCUGGAAUGAACGCACAGCAGCUCCUUCGCGCGCUCUUUCUUUCUCUCUUCAUCCUAACGACGCCCUGAUCUUCCCUCUGUACAAUAGCUCUGAUCUUCUUGUACAAUAUUCUUCUCUUGUCUUGAAAUAAAUAAGAAUUUUAUUACAAGAAAACGUGAAUAUGAA
Odontomachus brunneus is the source of this 705-nucleotide messenger RNA. Its product is annotated as flexible cuticle protein 12-like. Gene Ontology annotation, molecular function: structural constituent of chitin-based larval cuticle. Gene Ontology annotation, cellular component: chitin-based extracellular matrix. The transcript has 2 exons. The record is from RefSeq and is a predicted model, not a curated record. NCBI's taxonomy places the organism in Eukaryota, Metazoa, Arthropoda, Insecta, Hymenoptera, Formicidae. Bases 131 to 454 code for a protein of 107 amino acids.